CAGAUGAGCGUGGCUUCCUUUGGGUGGAAGAGGAAAAUUGGUGAGAAGGUCUCUAAGGCCACCUCACAGCAGUUUGAAGCUGAAGCUGCCGAUGAGAAAGAUGUAGUUGAGAAUGAUGAAGGAAACUGGCUUCAUGCCAUUAAACGUAGGAAAGAAAUUCUCCUUGAAGGCUGUGCUGAGAAAAGUAAACAGCUGAAGGAUGAAGGAGCCGAUCUGGCUGAAAACAAAAGAUAUCGGGAGGCAAUUCAGAAGUGGGAUGAAGCACUACAGUUAACCCCAAAUGAUGCCACCGUCUAUGAGAUGAAAUCACUACAUGCAGCAGAAAUGGCUGUCCAGCGAAACCCACAUUCAUGGGAGUCUUGGCAAACUUUGGGGUGUACUCAGCUUGGAUUAGGAGAGAUAGUCCUGGCAAUUCGAAGUAUUCAAGUAGCCCUUCAUAUCUAUCCGAUGAACCCUGAACUAUGGAAAGAAGACCUUUCUUGGGCAAGAACGCUUCAGGAGCAGCAGAAGGUAGCACAGAGAAUUAAGAAAAGUGAAGCACCAUCUGAAGGAACACAUUUUUCACCAAAGUCAAUUCCUGACUAUGACUUUGAAAGUGAUGAGAUUGUUGCUGUUUGUGUGGCUACUGCUGGCAAACAGAAGACCAUUUCAGCGAAUAAAACGAUGGUUAUUGUGUCAGCUUCUGGGACUGUUGAGACUGUAACUGAGAAGGAGGAUGGUGCUGCCCCACCAGAUGGCUCUGUGUUUAUCAAAGCCCGAUGAAGCAUAUGCAGAAAGGAAUUAUUUGAAUCUUUUUGAUUGCUACUAAAAGUUUAGACAUAGGGAUAUUUACUCUGGAGAAAGAAAGCAGAACUACUGUUUGUAUAAUAAGUUUCUCAGAUGAGGAAUAUAAAAACUAAAUGGUAGAAUUAUUG
This is a messenger RNA of Sciurus carolinensis (gray squirrel), 914 nucleotides long. Its product is annotated as tetratricopeptide repeat protein 33-like. Gene Ontology annotation, molecular function: protein binding. The record is from RefSeq and is a predicted model, not a curated record. NCBI's taxonomy places the organism in Eukaryota, Metazoa, Chordata, Mammalia, Rodentia, Sciuridae.